Thamnophis sirtalis is the source of this 1174-nucleotide messenger RNA. RefSeq names its product ras-related and estrogen-regulated growth inhibitor-like protein A. Gene Ontology annotation, molecular function: GTP binding; GTPase activity. Lineage: Eukaryota; Metazoa; Chordata; Lepidosauria; Squamata; Natricidae. The record is from RefSeq and is a predicted model, not a curated record.
UCUACUUCUACCCCCGUGAAAAUGGAAGCCAACGUGGUGGUCCUGGGAGCAGACAGCGUGGGAAAGUCAGCUCUGACGGUGCGUUUCCUUACCAAAAGGUUCAUUGGGGAAUAUGGAGACAUGGAGUCUAUCUACACUCACAGUUUGGCAGUAGAAGGCAAAGAGAUUCUUUUCCACAUCUGGGACUUUCCUUGCUCGCAGGAGAAGUCAGAGGAGAACUUGUCCAAAGAUAAACGCAUCCAGUGGGCUGACGGCUUUGUCUUGGUCUACAGCAUCUGUGACCGUGCCAGCUUCGACAGCGUCCAGCCCAAAGUCCAGUUCAUCAAAGCCGCCAAGGAAAGCCCAAGCCAGGAGAAAGUGCCCAUUGUUAUUGUGGGCAACAAGCGAGAUCUACACCAUCACCGGGAGGUAUCCAGCGAAGAGGGGCGUCUCCUGGCCCUCUCCAUGGACUGUGAGUUCUACGAGGUCUCGGCAGCCGAAGCCUAUCACGGAGCACUCAUGGUCUUCCAUGGCUUAGCAGAACGCAUCUGUGAGGCCAAGUUGGCCUUGAAGAAAGGCACAGGAAUCCGGAAUAUUGUCAAGAGCGUAUCUGCUGUUUUUGCUCGGAAAAGAACAGACUCAAUGUGAAAAAAAAAAAAAAGAAAGCUAAUGUUCUGUAAACACUGUGGGAGAACAUCCUGUUUUUCCCCCCCUCUUAUUUGGGCAGAGUGGAGCAUGGAUUUUGCCACUGUGGAGUCAGCCUCCUCCUUCCGCUAAUCCUGAAGGAGAAUCAAUCCAAGGGGUGGUCUAUAGGGCUGUCCUGGGUGCAAAUUCAAGAAGAAUGGGGCUCUCCAAGGAAGGAAAUGGACAUGCCUGUCUCUUCAUGCUGAAAUGCCAGAAGAAAAGGAUUUGCCCAAGAGGAAAUUAACAUCUUCCCCAAAUCCACCUAAUAAGGUGGAAUUGGAAUUCGAGAGUCCUGAAAUAAUGUGCUACUAGUACUGUGCAAGCUCCAGUACUGUAGUCUCUUUGGUAUUUACAAAGAACUAUAUGGAUAAAACAUCCUCACUCUUUCCCCUAUAUAAACAGGGCUGAACCAAAGCUCAUCUAACCAUAGUUUACUAGAUUAACAACAGCUCAAUCUUUAACAAUGGGACACGGUGGCUCAGUGGCUAAGACGCUGAGCUUGUCGAUCAGA